This is a messenger RNA of Candidula unifasciata, 1170 nucleotides long. Lineage: Eukaryota; Metazoa; Mollusca; Gastropoda; Stylommatophora; Geomitridae. The record is from the annotation of a GenBank genome assembly.
GAUGCCCAGAUCGGAUUCCUCGUGGUCCUCUUCUUUGUGAUUGUGAUCGGCAACGCCAUCGUUCUCACGGCCAUCGCCCUCUCCAAGGAACGCCGACGAUCCCGGAUGAACAUCUUUAUCAUGCAUCUGGCUCUCUGUGACCUUCUGAAUGGACCACUGAUUGUUCUGUCGGACCUAAUCACCAAGAUCACCGUCUACUGGUACGCUGGAGUCGUCUUUUGUAAGCUACACAAGUUUGCCCAGGUAUUGGUCAUGUAUGCCUCCACCUACAUGCUGGUAGCCCUCAGCAUCGACAGGCUGGACGCAGUUGCUCGGCCACUUCACUUUACCGGAAGCUGGCUUCGUGUGAAAAUCCUAAUAGUUGUGGCCUGGGUUCUCUCAUGUAUGUUUGCCAUACCAGAGCUGGUCUUGUUUGAUGUCACGGAAAUCCAAGGGGGGCCAAUGUGUAGCAUUGACUUCACUUCGGCGUUGUCUUGGCAAGUCUACAUCAGUCUAGUGGCAGCCUCCGUGUUUUUCAUACCUGCUUUUAUCAUCCUGGUAUGUUACAUCGCCAUCAUCGUCCUCAUCUUCAACAGCAGCCAUCUCAUCAACAACGUCACCAGGAAAAAUAGUACCAAAGAUGGAGAAUUGCUGCGAGAAAACAGCACGAGACGGGACAGAACUACCAACUGUCAAAGUUCAAGGGGGAUAAUCCCACAGGCAAAAAUUAGAACUAUUAAAAUGACUUUUCUUAUCGUUCUUGUGUUCAUCCUCUGCUGGAGUCCGUACUUUAUAUUCAACCUGUGUCACGUAUUUGGCGCUCUUCCAAACACACCGACGAUUGAAAAGUUCACAACAUUUAUACAGAGUAUGGCCCCGCUGAACUCUGCGGCCAAUCCUAUAAUAUACGGGAUUUUUAGUACAAGGGUGUGUCGUUAUAUUAAGUACAAGCUUAUCACAUGUAGACUGACAAACAAAAUAUCACUAAACAUGAACGGUACAUUACAAGAACUAACUUUUGCUGAUUUAAUUUCUGUUAUUUCCUUCCACAGACUAACUGGGGAGGUAAGACACAGUAUCUCACUUAACGGCUGCACGAGAAUUCCCUUGGUGAAACAGCAACUGACGGAGGCAGACAGAGAGUUGUUGUCCAUGCAUAUACGAACUCCUUUCGUUGCAGACGCAGUUUGA